This is a messenger RNA of Phalacrocorax carbo (great cormorant), 3838 nucleotides long. NCBI's taxonomy places the organism in Eukaryota, Metazoa, Chordata, Aves, Suliformes, Phalacrocoracidae. The record is from RefSeq and is a predicted model, not a curated record.
GCGGCGCGCAGGCAGCGCGCAGGGGGCGCGCAGGGAGCGCGCAGGCAGCGCGGGCAGCGCUGCCGGCCCCGCGCCCGGCCCCGCCGGCCGCCCCGCGCCGCCGAUGCUGUCGGUGCCGGUGCCGGUGGCGGGCGCGGGGGCGGCGCGGGGCGCGGGCUCCCUGCCCCGCCGGCGCACCAUGUGCAGCGGCGUCGGCUGCUUCUGGGCGCUGCUCUCCGCCGGCCUCCUGGCCGCCUGCGCCUCCGCUUUCCUCUCCCCGGCCUGGCUCCUGCCUCCCGGCCGCGCCGCCACCGGCUUCGGCUUGCUCUGGCGCUGCUCCGGGCCGCCCCGCGGCUGCCACGGCUCCGCCGGCCCCGGCGGCUUCGGAGACAUCCCCUCCGGUUCCUGGCAGACGAGCGCCGUGUUGUGCGCGGGUGGCUGUGCCCUGCUGGCCCUCAGCUCGCUGCUGGCCAUCGUCGCUGUCCUGCUGCCCGGCGGAGCCUGCGAGAGGCGAGUCUGCACCCUGGCCGGCUACAUGCAGACAGCAGCAGUGUUCAUAAUGGCUUCUGGGCUUUUGGUUUACCCUUUUGGUUUCAACUCUGCUACUGUGAAGAGAUUCUGUGAGAAUUCAGACAUCUACUAUGCAGGAGACUGCCAGAUUGGAUGGGGGUAUAUGCUGGCAAUUGUUGGGGUCAUGUUGUCUGUCUUUUUACCAUUCUUUGCAAAAUAUGCACCAAAAGAGCACAUAUCUCCAACUCCAAUACCUACUAUUUUAUAGUAUUUUAUUACUCUUUAAAAACAGAACAUUCCUGUCUACAGGUAAUGGGCAGAAAUUAUUAUAGCACUUCCAUUUAGCUGUACUGCUAAAGAGAGGAAAAAGGAGACGGGGAAGAGAAGGUCAGAUUCACAAAGACCAGAAGUGCAUUGAUAGUCUUCCGUAAGUACGAGCAGCAAACGCUCUGGAAUUGAAAUAAGAUUAAUCAGCAGCCUUUAUGCUGCUCUAAACAUAUAGUGGCAUAAUGCCUUAGACAAAAAAAAUCUGUUUAUCCUCAAAACAUCUGUCUACCUCCCAGUUUCUUUUGUGUCUCAAAGUCGUGAGUCUUUUAAAAGCUUCAAUUCACUUUUUAUAUAUUAUUAGAUGUCAAAACUUUUAUGAACCCAAUAAUUUGAAAAUGAUAUUUUGUUACGAUUAUUUUGAUUAGUGAAAAAGCACCUACUAGUAGCCACAGCCUAAAAUUAAGCUUGAAAUCUAAAAAUAAUUGUAUACAAGAAAAAACUUGCUUUUUAAUCUAUAUGUAUUCGUAGUACCUGCGUAUUUGUGAGUUGUCGGCACACAUUUUAAUCCUGAUCUAAUCUUCAAGAUUUACAGUCAUCUUCAUGAAGACUUGCAUAAAAUUUAGAGGACUUCUUUUCAGAGAGAGAUCCAACUACUUCCAAAGGCUUCAUGAUGAUUUAAGAGUUUAACAUGAAGAAAAAAAAUAAGAAUUUGUUUUUGAGUAUUUCUUAAAUUAUAAUUUUAGGUGGACUUUUACAAAAUUACCUGACCUAUUACAACUUUAGACUUUGGGCUUUGCUGUUUUUUAAGGCCAAAAAGAAAAACCUCCGUUUACAAGACGGUAUGUGCCCGAUGGCCCUUGUCCCAGAAUGAACUAGAUUCCGAUAUUUCCAUUCCUAUUAAGAGCCCAUUAGUGUAAAAAAAAAAAAAAAAAAAAAGGAGAAAAAUUAUGUGAAACGCUCCUGGAUGCAACAAAUAAGAAUGAUCCGACACCGCGUCAGAUCUAGCAAAUGGCCAUAUUUCACGGGUUUGUACGUGAACCCUGUGAAGUCUGAUCUUCGCCAUAGCACCGAGUUCAUUCCAAUCAAGCACCAAGAUAAGUGCACUUGACUGCCUUAAGCAAAAGAAACAUUGGGUUCUAAUCUCACCCCACUUUGUUUUCCAUUUAAACUAAAAAUUGAAUUCUAUUAUCAUCUUUUAUUUUCUAUUAUUUAUUUAAAAAGAAAUAAUCACAUAGAUUAUAUUUAAAUCAGAGCUUGUACUUCUUACUUUUGUAUUUUGGCACAAACCAAGUGAUCAAAUUUAUUAUUCUUCACUUAGCUGAGUCCAACUGAUUCCUGCAUUUGUUGGGUUUGAUGGGGUUUUUUUAAUGGAAAGUGACCCUGAAGGGACAGACAGACACAUGUUGAGGACGUAUAAGGAAAUACAAACAGAUAGAACAAUCACUGUGUUAUUUUAAUAAAUGUCAAAGACUUCUGCGGUCUUGUUUACAUUCCUCACCCUUCUAAACUUCAACGGAACAUCACAUUGUUUUCCAAAACAAUUGUCUGUUGCUACGUUUUCAUGCAUUCUAAAAGCAAAUUCUGCACGUAAACUUAGCGAGUUCCAUUACCGAUCUUUGAAAAUACAGAUUUCAACGUAGAAUUGAGUACACUGAGAAAGAGAGAGAGAGCCUGUGCCACGUGUUUUUGCUCAGAGUGACUAAGGAAUUAAACCUCCCAAAUAUCUGACAAAAUAGGUUGAAGGAAUGCCUCUAAAGUAAGAACACCACAUUUCAGUCAUUUCUGUAAUGUACUUUUCAGUAAUGUCUUACACUUUUUUUUUAGUGAAUGGCUGAAAUUGGCAAUUUUCAUGUAAGAGUCAGAAAAGUGAGGAAUAACAAACAACAUGCAAAAAGAAAAUCAUCACCGCAAAGUAGAGAGACAGAGAUGCAGGCUUUUCUUUCCUAACCAACCUGUGCCUUUACACUAGAACCAUUAUACAAGACAGGAUCAAUGUGGUUAAAAACAAAACAAGCAACAACUGAGAAACGUUGAGUAAUGUGUAUAAACUGUAUUGAGUAGGGUUUUUUCUGUUUCGUGUACUGUUUACGACUGUUCACUUAAUGUUUCACUAGAAAAAAGUGAUUUGUUAGUGUAAAGUAGAAAAGUUUUUUGCAAAGAUCUAAACACUCACUGAAAGUAAAAUUAUUUGAUAUUUUUAUUAACAGCCAUAACAUGCCUCAUAAACACAAAUGACCUAUUCCUCUCCUUACUUAUUAACGUAACUUUCACACGUGCAGAACUGGAACCAUCCGUCACUCAACUGAGAUCAGUAGGACUACAACAUUUGUGUGACGUCGAUGGCACGCGCAGGUGUGGCAGGUCUGCUCCUGCGGUUCGAGCUUCCUUUGUAGUUUUAAUUUACCGUUACAACGGAGUCUCACAAUUUACAACACCGCUGUACCAAAUCCUUUACUUCUUACAACUCAGCUUCUUCUGUUGUGAACAUCGCCAAGCUCUAUGUCCGAGAAUAUUCUGCACCUUUUAUGAGUUAAGCUAAUGCUUCUAUUUGGAACUUUCUUUAAUAUUUUAUAAUAUAUAAAGGAAAUCAAAUAUAUGAAUAUGACCUCUACAACUGGAUAAAUGAAACUCUCCUUGAAACAACCACGCUCAGAACCCGCUUAGGACAGAAGGUAGAGAUGAUAACACAACAGCUAGGAAAGCAUACACUUUAGAUCCUCGGCUGGAAUAUGAAGGGGGGUGUUGCUAACAAUACAUGUGCUAACACUGACAGAUCACUUUUUUUAAAUAAAGGCUGUCUGCGCGUUAAAUUGUGUAAAAGCGUUUUCCUGUUGCAAGUCAAACGAUGUACUGGACCAGGUUCAAGUUUUAUUCUAAAUAUAUAAUUUUUUAAGUGUAACUAAAAGCUGUAUUUUCCAUUAAUGUGUUUCUGCGUUGACUAGCUGGCUCCUUUUUAGAAUAUUAACUGUUUUCUGUAUUUGACUUGUUGGAUACAAUAUUUCAAUUAUUUUAAAUGUGAAAUUUCCAAUUGCCAACACUGUAUAAUAAAACUUAAAAAAAAAAAACCCAACCCCAAACCCCA